This is a messenger RNA of Gekko japonicus, 2447 nucleotides long. RefSeq names its product kelch like family member 36 (gene KLHL36). The record is from RefSeq and is a predicted model, not a curated record. The transcript has 5 exons. Lineage: Eukaryota; Metazoa; Chordata; Lepidosauria; Squamata; Gekkonidae. The coding region runs from base 105 to 1952 and encodes 615 amino acids. Gene Ontology annotation, molecular function: cullin family protein binding.
GCCAGCGUUUCCUGGAUCAGACAUGGCUGCGGAGGGAGAGGAGGGAAAUGCAAGCGCGGCAGCCGUGAGCCCUGCGCAUCCACAGGACCACAAACGGCCCAGCCAUGGAGGGAACCAGACAGGCAAGAAUUUCACGUCCUCACAAGAUAAGUGAAACGUCAAAGGUGUACAAAUGGGCCGACCACUCCAGCCUGGUUCUUCAGAGCUUGAACGAACAGCGGAACCAGGGCCUCUUCUGUGACAUCAUUCUGGUGGCGGAAGAGCAGAGAGUUCCGGCCCAUCGGAACAUCCUGGCUGUCUGCAGUGACUACUUCAACUCCAUGUUCACCAUUGGCAUGCGGGAGGCCUACCAGAAGGAGGUGGAGCUCUUUGGCGCCUCCUACAUCGGCCUCAAAGCCAUCGUGGAUUUCCUCUACGGCUGCGACCUGUCCCUGGACGGUGGGAAUAUCGACUACGUUUUGGAAACGGCCCACCUGCUGCAGAUCUGGAAGGUGGUUGACUUCUGUUGCGAGUACCUGGAGAACGAGGUGAGCGAGGAGAAUUACCUGUACCUCCAAGAGCUGGCCUCCAUCUACAACCUCCGGCACCUGGACGCCUACAUCGACACGUUCAUCUUGCGGAACUUCGGCACGCUCUCCUUCACGUCGGAUUUCCUGCAGAACGUUUCUAUCCAGAAGCUGUGCCAGUACCUCGCCAGCAACAACGUCCAACAGGAAUGCGAGCACGAUCUGCUACAGGCCGCCCUGCAGUGGGUGACGCAGUAUCCGGAAAGGGAGACCGAGGCCUACCGGAUCUUGGAAAACAUUCACUUCCCCUUGAUCCCCAAGAGCGACCUCCUGCACCGGGUCAAGCCGGCCAUCUGCUCUCUCAUCCCCAAAGAGACCAACUGCGAGAGUUUUGUCGAAGAAGCCGUCAACUAUCACAACAACGUCACCGCUCAGCCGGUCCUGCAGAACAAGAGAACCGUUCUCCGGGCGAGUGAAGAGAAGCUUCUCUUUGUCGGCGGGGAGGUGUCGGAACACUGCCUGGAGCUGAGCGACGACACCUGCUUCCUCGACGCCAAGAGGGGGCAGUGGGUGAGGGAGACACACCUCCCUGCCAGGCGGAGCCACCACUGCGCCGCAGUGCUGGGCGGAUUUAUUUUCGUCGCAGGCGGCAGCUUUUCACGAGACAAUGGGGGCGACGCGGCGUCCAAUCUUCUAUAUAGGUAUGACCCUCGGUGUAACCAAUGGAUAAAGCUAGCUUCCAUGAGACAACGCCGAGUGGACUUCUAUCUGGCCGCUGUAAAAGAUAUGCUUGUGGCUGUUGGUGGGAGGAAUGAAAAUGGAGCGCUCUCAUCUGUGGAGAUCUACAACCCUGAGAGAGAUGACUGGAUGUACGUCGCAGGCCUGCCGAGGUUUACCUACGGUCACGCUGGAGCGGUCCACGAUGAAUUUGUCUACAUCUCGGGGGGUCACGAUUAUCAAAUCGGUCCCUAUCGCAAAAACCUGCUCUGCUACGAUUAUCACACGGACGUGUGGGAAGAGAAGCGGCCCAUGAUCACUGCCCGGGGCUGGCACAGCAUGUGCACCUUGGAGGAGAACAUCUACUCCAUCGGCGGCAGUGACGACUACCUGGAGACCAUGACCCGCUUUGACAUUCUGGCCGUGGAGUCUUACAGCCCGCAGUGCAAUCAGUGGACCCGUGUGUCUUCUCUGCUGGAAGCCAACAGUGAGUCUGGAGUGGCUGUUUGGGAAGGCAAGAUCUACAUCCUCGGGGGAUACAGCUGGGAGGACACGGUCUUCUCCCGAACGGUCCAGGUGUACGACAAAGAGAGGAAUAAGUGGCAGAAAGGGGCAGACCUUCCGAAAGCCAUCGCCGGGGUUUCCGCUUGCGUCUGUGUGCUGCGAUCGAGGUCGGACGACAAAAAGAAGAAGGCGAAGAGCAAGCGCCAUCAGGAUCAAGGGAGAUGAUGGCUCGCCCUCGGAGGACGGAUGUGUACAAAUCCUCGACUGAAUGAAUACCCUGUCUUCUUCUUCUUUUUUUUUCUUUCUUGCCCACUGAGGAACAGCUUCGGGGAACUGUAGGAGAGGAACGACAAACGUGUCUCUGUCCAUCAGGCUGGGGAAUACCCUGUGAUAAGUGUUAACUGCAGUCCAAGCGAGAAGGACAGUUGGAUGAUUUGCUACCCAGACAUCUGCCGAAGACGGUGGUGGGUGGAGAAGGGAGGGUGGACACCAGCCUGGGGGUGCUGGCAGGAAGCGGGAGGCCAGAGAGAGAAGCCACCCUGAGUCUGCUUUGGCGGGGGGGGCAUGGUAUAAAUCAAUCAAAUGAAUAAAUAAAUGCCGAAACGGGUUGGAUUCUGCUCUAGCAGAUCACAGACCUGUGCAUCUCAUUGGCCGGCUGGAGCCUUAAGGUGGAAGGAUGUCUUCAGUGGCAGAUGAUGCUUUGAUCCAGAAGGGGCGGGG